AUGGGCGAUGAUCUCGUCCAACAAACUUGCAAGAAAGCCUCAGAUGCUGAUAAAAACUUGAACUACAACUUUUGUGUCUCAGCCCUUGAGGCCAGCCCGAAAAGCAAGGGUGCAGACCUCGCAGGACUAGCUGGCAUUGCACUUGACCUUACCACAGCGAAGGCGACAAGCAUCAAGUCUACCAUUUCAAAGCUCUUGAACGAUCCAAAAGUUGACAAGCCUGCGCUACAAGACUGCGAAGAACUCUACUCAGGUGCCACUGAUGACCUGCAAGUAGCCACCAAUGCUUUCAAGUCCAGUGAUUAUGGUACAGCCCUUACACAACUCAGUGCUACCUUGAAUGCACCUGAUACUUGUGAAACCGGGUUCCAAGAGAGGAAAGCAGUGUCUCCUUUGAGCAAGGACGACGGUGACUUCACUCAGUUGAACAUCAUUUCUCUUGCCUUCAUCAACCAAUUGCGUGGUUGA
Messenger RNA from Rosa rugosa (rugosa rose), 468 nucleotides. RefSeq names its product putative invertase inhibitor. The record is from RefSeq and is a predicted model, not a curated record. The transcript has a single exon. Gene Ontology annotation, molecular function: enzyme inhibitor activity. Bases 1 to 468 code for a protein of 155 amino acids. NCBI's taxonomy places the organism in Eukaryota, Viridiplantae, Streptophyta, Magnoliopsida, Rosales, Rosaceae.